Molecule: messenger RNA, 756 nt
Organism: Trypanosoma conorhini
Lineage: Eukaryota; Euglenozoa; Kinetoplastea; Trypanosomatida; Trypanosomatidae
Exons: 1
Coding region: 1-756 (251 amino acids)
Source: RefSeq, a predicted model, not a curated record
AUGGCGGAGUUGGACACCACAAAGAUAUCGAUCAUCACGGGCAAAAAGGCGGACCCCAAACUCCUCGCAGAGGUUGGGGUCCGUUCAGACGAAGUCCCAGGGGCUGCCAAGGCAAAACAUGCCCAAGAGAGGCGGUGUAACCUGUGCUGCAUGUCGUACGGCCUGAUUCUCUCAGCCGCAAUGGUCCUGAUGGUGUCCUGCAUUGGGACCGCCGCCGCCAUCUACACGGAAAAGAGAGUAAACUACUCGUUAAACGGUGCCAUGCGACAAGUGGGUUGGAUUGCGCUACCAGGGGUACUUGCUGGGACGACGUUGCACUACUUUCUCUCAGAAGCGAUGUGGAGCGGCAAACGUAACACGUGGGGGCAGGCAUGGAUGAAGGCCAUUGGUUUUAACAGUUUCAUGUGGUGCGCCGGUAUUGGCAUGGGAACCCUGCUUUGGCGCAAGGGCCUCCUCACGUCCUCCGCCGGCCGACGACUGUACUAUCGUUACCCCAUCCCCACAGUGCCGCUCGACGCCCGGGUUCUCCGCAGCGAGGCGGAGUUUUUUACAGGAAUGGGCUGGUCGUACUGGCUGAGCGGCGUGGUGACGGGUCAAGUGGGGUAUUUAAGUUGCGUAGGAUUUUGUGUUUGGAAUGACCGGCCCUAUUUUAUGAUGAAUCCCCACGGCGGCUACGCGGUCCGCUGCAUGCCCCGUUGGCGCAGAGAAGACUUUGCAAGGCAGGCGAAUGUCAAGCUCUCCGACGGGCGACCAUGA